AUGGCAAACGUACUGGCCGGCGGGGACGGCAUCAUGGGAGGGGCCGGCUUCCCCCUCGAGCAGUGGUUCUACGAAAUGCCUGUAUGCACGCGCUGGUGGAUGACAGCUGCCCUGGGAGCCAGUGUACUCGUGCAAUGCCAUGUCGUAUCGCCCUAUCAGCUCUUUUACAGCGUGCGCACUGUCUUUCUGAGGAACCAGUACUGGCGAUUGAUCACGACCUUCUUCUACUUCGGCCCACUUAGUCUCGACCUACUGUACCACAUCUUCUUUUUGCAGCGCUACUCGCGCCUGCUGGAAGAGUCGUCUGGACGCUCGCCUGCCCAUUUCUCGUGGCUUCUGACGUUUGUCUCGACGCUGUUGCUAUGCAUUGCGCCCAUCUUCUCCAUGGCCUUCCUCGGCUCGGCCUUGUCUAGCACCCUUAUCUAUAUCUGGAGUCGCAAGAACCCUGACACGACGCUCGGCUUCCUAGGACUGAUUGUGUUCAAGGCCCCGUAUUUGCCAUGGGUGUUGAUGGCCUUCUCGUUGGUCAUGCAUUCCCAAGUACCGCGAGAUGAGAUGUGCGGCAUUGUUGUUGGGCAUAUCUGGUACUACUUCAACGACAUCUACCCGCCUCUCCACAACGGCCACAGCCCUCUUGACCCCCCGGCGUGGUGGAUCCGCUUGAUUGAAGGCCGGCCUGCUCCUGUGGAAGAGGUUCCCGAAGACGAAGGUAUGGCCGACGACCACGCACCCACGGAAGCUGUUGCUGCACGAUGA
This is a messenger RNA of Dothidotthia symphoricarpi CBS 119687, 756 nucleotides long. Its product is annotated as derlin-1.1. Gene Ontology annotation, biological process: endoplasmic reticulum unfolded protein response. Gene Ontology annotation, cellular component: endoplasmic reticulum membrane; Hrd1p ubiquitin ligase ERAD-L complex. Bases 1 to 756 code for a protein of 251 amino acids. The record is from RefSeq and is a predicted model, not a curated record. The transcript has 2 exons. Gene Ontology annotation, molecular function: misfolded protein binding; ubiquitin-specific protease binding. Lineage: Eukaryota; Fungi; Ascomycota; Dothideomycetes; Pleosporales; Dothidotthiaceae.